This is a messenger RNA of Carassius carassius (crucian carp), 1171 nucleotides long. RefSeq names its product THAP domain containing, apoptosis associated protein 1 (gene thap1). Gene Ontology annotation, molecular function: sequence-specific DNA binding. The record is from RefSeq and is a predicted model, not a curated record. The transcript is spliced from 3 exons. Lineage: Eukaryota; Metazoa; Chordata; Actinopteri; Cypriniformes; Cyprinidae. The coding region runs from base 402 to 1070 and encodes 222 amino acids.
CGACUGUUGCAGGAGGUCACCUGAUAUCUGUUUCUUUUCUCCGCGCUGCUCAGGAUCGGCGAAUUAUGGCUUUAUAGCGAUUGCUAGGGAAGUUUUGUCUGUGUAUGUUAGGUACUGUUCUUAAUGUUAGGAGAAGAUUAUAACACUUGGAAUUUAAAUGUCUGCAGAAAGACAGAACCUAUGGUGAGAUGCUUUAGGAGACGCAGAGCACCACCUGCUGGAGAAACACUGAACAUCACCGAAUUUGACCGAACCUCGCCGAGCAUUACCGAACUUCACCGAACUUCACCGAACAUCACCGAGAGAGGACUCGCUCAGUCAGCCAUGUAAAGUGCAGGCGACGGGAUCCUGUUCCGAGCGAUUUUUAUUCCUGAUCUUCCUAUUUCAGAUCGCAGUGAAUCAUGGUUCAGUCCUGCUCGGCGUAUGGAUGCAAAAACAGAUACCACAAAGAUAAAAACAUCUCCUUUCAUAAGUUUCCUCUGGCACGACCAGACAUCUGUGGGAGAUGGCUGGCCGCUAUGAAGAGAAGAAACUUCAAACCCACCAAGUACAGCAACAUCUGCUCUCAGCACUUCACCAGAGACUGCUUCAAACACGAGUGCAACAACCGCGUGCUGAAGGACAAUGCCGUGCCCUCGCUCUUCACCUCCAGCAAACUACAGAUGCAGACAGCGUCUCUGGAGGAGAGCUUCAGCCCAGACCUGGACUUUCCUCUGAGUCUCCCGCUGUCUGACGCUGAAGAGACUCCGGAGGAGCGUCCGUCUGAAGCCCAGCCCGGCCCGGACCACACCAGCACCUUCGUCUCCUGCGACCACAACUACACGGUGGAGGACACGGUGCAGCAGAAGAGACGCAUCGAGACGCUACAGGAACAGUUGGAGAAGCUGUGCAAGAGACUGAAGACGGUGCAGCAGAAGUGCAGGAGGCAGGAGAGACAGCUGGAGCGCUUCAGAGCCAUGAGACAGGUCCAGAAGCCCAGCAAGGACACUCCACUGGGAGACGGCUACGUCAUCCUGCCCAAAGAGAUCUACGACGUCCUGAGAGGAAUAGAGACCAUCGGAGCGCUGUGAGGGACGUCGAGCGAGAGAGAGUCACGGUUCUAAAGGGAUUUGACUUCUUCUGUCUGUCAUGACCUGUGUUCUGUGUGUUUGAACGUGUUCUCUGUGACUGG